This is a messenger RNA of Eremomyces bilateralis CBS 781.70, 1240 nucleotides long. RefSeq lists its product as uncharacterized. NCBI's taxonomy places the organism in Eukaryota, Fungi, Ascomycota, Dothideomycetes, Eremomycetales, Eremomycetaceae. The transcript has a single exon. The coding region runs from base 202 to 1089 and encodes 295 amino acids. The record is from RefSeq and is a predicted model, not a curated record.
GCCACGAGCGGAUCCGGUGAGCAAGAGAGCAUGGAGGGGUUGUCAUGGCCACCAUGUUAAGAGCUCUGGUGAAGGCGUCCCCAUCGACUAAUAGUAUGACAGUGGUCUCUGGUGACAGCAUAGGCCAAGCUAUAAGAAGCUUCAUCCACCUCUACAUCGAGCAGAGAGUUCCGAACAUACAGCACGAGCAAAUCACUAGCCAUGAGCAACGACCAGCGUCCCCAGCCCGCUGCAAACUCCUCCUGGCCCCGAAGCAGCCGGGAAGGUGACGAUGAUACAGAGUCCGAACGCACCGCAGUUUCUCCAGCACGCACUCCGGAAAUCCCAGACGUGAUCAUGAGGGACGCCCCGAGCCGCCAGAGAACCGCCAACCUUGCGACAUUCCUCGCCUCUGGUAUCUUGACAGAUCCGAUGGAAACGAUCGAGGGAUUUCUCGCCGAAGAGGAGGCUGGACCAGGAACCCUAAGGAGGCAGGUAUUAGUACGAGAUAGUAGUCCAGGAAUCGUGUUUCAGGGAGCAAGCCCAGUGCCAGCGGUACCUGGGGUCGAUGCCUUGCAGCUGAAUCCCAUUACCAGGUCCGAAAUGGAAAGUCUGGAGGAAGGGGAUCUGCUAUCCCUGGACGAAGUUCUAGCACAUUUCCCCGAAGAAGAUAUUCAAAAGCUUGGCAACGACAGCGACAGCGACGCAGAUAGCGAGUGCUCGCACAACACCGAUCCAGAGGCACACGCCCGCAAACGUCAGGGCCGAACUCCUCGAGCAGUCAUAUUCCCCGGCCCGUCGGUCGCGGAGCUAUCGUAUAUCUACUUCGGCAACCGUCACAGGCGCUGGUCCUGCAGGAGAAUCUGCCAGCAUUCAUGUCCACAGGGACAGACAUUCGAUGUCACCGCGGAGGUUCGAACACAGUGCCCGCACCCGAACCAUCGUAGCUGGAGCUACUUGGAUCUGGCGGAUCCCGGGGUGUUAGGGAUGCUCGAGCAAUUGAAAAGCCAGCUGCGACUGGAUCGGCACGCGCGAGGAGAAGAUAUCUUGGAAGGAUUGUUCCAGCGACGGCGGAGGACUAGAACCUGUCCGGCCUUGGAGUUCACUUAACACUCAAAGGUCUCAAAGCAGCAGUGGAGCUGAACAGCCGCUCCAUCAUAUUCAAUUUACUUCCCCAAUACGUGAGAGCUACUGUAUUUGCAAUUGAAAUUCGAGUAGCUUUUGAGCCUACGGGUGAUAUCUUACAGCGCCUGCGGAGUAU